AGCUGCCAUGGUUCGAGCUCUCAGUGCCGCCAUGGCACGUCCCAUCUGGAGCGGUUGAAGCCAAGAGUUCACGCAGACGUGACGAUGUCAGAGAUUCUGCUGGAGAUUUCAGGUCUAGAUGGCCAGGCCUGGUGGCUCAAAGUGAACUCGAACCUUCUCGGUUCAGAGCUGGAAGAAAUGAUUGCUGAGCGCUUGGUGCAGAAGGUGGGCUCGAAGUUCACGGUCCUCUGGAAGGGCGAAGCCUUGUUUCCGAGCACGACGCUGCGCGAGCAGGGUCUGGCUGACCGCAGCAGGUUGUCCUACAUCUACGUCCAAGUGAGCAUGUGGCAUGUUUGGCAGGUGCUCUUUGGGACAGAUCCCGAGCGGACCUCUUCGCUGCACGAGGUGCGGCACCUGCAUCUGGGCCGUGGAAUCCCCACCUGGUCGCACCUUCACUUGCCACUCCUCAAGAAUUUGCAGCAUUUGAAGUUGGAAGCUGAGUUCAACGACAGUUUGGCGGGCUUGGGCCUGCCAGCCAGCUUGCGGAGUUUGACCUUCGGAUACAGGUACAACCAACCGCUGAAAGGUGUGACCUUUCCUGCGCUGAAGGCUUUGAACUUUGGGGGUUGUUUCAAUCAACCCUUGGAGAAUCUACCAGCCAGUCUGGAGGAGUUGACCUUUGGACGAUGCUUCGAUCAGCCACUCUCCAACUUGCCGAAGGAGCUUCGGACUUUACGCUUGGGAGAGCUGUUCAGAAGCAGCGUCAAGGACGUGAUGUUGCCCAAUCUUCAGGACUGGAGCUUCCGUCGUUACAUCGUGGACCCUUUGAGCGAGAUCCACUUGCCCCAAACCUUGCGGCACUUGACCCUGCCAGACUUCUUCAAUCAGAGCCUUCAGGAGGUGGAGUUUCCUACCCACCUGGAAAGCCUGCUCUUCGGAUAUUCCUUCAACCAACCGCUGGCAAAAGUGAAGCUCCCAAGAGGCUUGCGGCGCUUGUCCUUUGGAGCAUUCUUUAACACAAGCCUUGAAGGAGUCGAGUUUCCGGACUUGCAAAGCAUGACCUUCGGCUAUUACUUCGAUCAAAGCUUGGAGAAGGUACAGCUGCCCAGCACACUGCAGAGUUUGGUCUUGGGCUUGGACUACAACCAAUCUUUGGAGAAUGUGAACUUCCCAACCAGCUUGGAACUCUUGACCUUCGGCAACUUCUAUCGACAGAGCUUAAAGAACGUUCACUUCCCGCCAAAUCUGCAGAGCAUGACGUUCGGCCGAUUUUUUCAGGAUUGUACGACUGGCGCGGAUCUUCCAAAGACCUUGCGGACUUUAAAUCUCAUCCACACCUUCAACUGCAGCUUGGAGGUUGUCAAGUUGCCACCGACACUGGAGAACUUGAGCUUCGGCAACUCUUUCAACCAGAGCCUGGAGGGUCUCAGCUGUGGCAAGCUACGCAGCCUGUCCUUGGGAGAUCACUUCAAUCAGAGUCUGACAACGGUGCACCUCCCAGGGACGUUGGAGAGUUUGAGCUUUGGGGCUGCCUUCAACCAGCCAUUGGACAUCUCCUUGCCCAGAAGUCUGCAACAUUUGGCCUUUGGCAGCAGCUUCAACCAGCCGUUGGAUGGCAUUGAUCUGCCGGAUCUUCGCAGUUUGAGGCUGGGCUACUUCUUCCGGCAGAGCCUUGUGAAGAUCUCCUUGCCGCGUCUGGAACGACUGGAGAUGCUGGGCUGCGCCGAGACGCCAACGAAGGCAGAGGUCUGCCCGUCCUUGACUCACCUGAGCCUCGGAACCGUCGCGGUGCGAGCGGUGUGAGCGGUCACAUCGCCGGGCAAAAGAAACACCUUGUUGUCGUGUUUCGCCGGCUCCUCACUUGAGUCACUUGAGGCAUGGUUUCCACUUCAUUCAAAGUAAGGCGCGCACGUACUUCUUAUAGCACUUCCGAACAAGAAGCUCGAAUCGUGUGGGUCGGGGAUAGGCACACCACCGUGCGAUCACUGCUUCGACCGAUCUCUCGCUUCGACCUUGUCGUGUUGUGUCGUGCCGUGGUCGAACGUAGCGAUGGCCUCCAACCGCGUUCGUAGCGUCCGAACGGAGCGCGUUCGGUUCGCGAUGCCAGCCCCGUUCGUAGCGUCCGGAACGCUCCGUUCGGGCUUCUGAGAUGAAGCCUCAGGGAUUGCCGAUGGCCCGUGCAUCGUUCUUUUGGGCCACAGACCUGUUUGUUGGUUCACCGUGUUCUUCCUUGGUGUGAUACCCACAUGUUCUCGGAAUGAGGCGGGGAAAGGCCGCUACGACCGGAAGAAAGACCACUAGUGAUAGCCUCCAACGGGAAGAAAUGGGAAGAAGGUGAAGUUGGUCAUGUGGAAUACUUUUGUGGAGUAUGAUGUCCAAAGCCCGCAUUGGUCAUCGGACAGUUUCGAUUGCGAUCCUCGGUGGGAAUUGGCUGACCACACCAGCGUCCCUCGUUGGUCAGGACCCUUGGCCAUGGCAGCUUUUCUCAGAUCAACCUGUCAAGCUCUUUGACCCACCUUAGCAUCAACAGUCUUCCGAAGGAGGCAGAUCUGGAGAUCUUGGCCGAGCAGCCUUGUGGCUUGCGGACUUUGAAAUGUCAGGAUCUCCUGGUGAGCUUUGAGAGCGACAAAAAGACCGACUGCGAGAGCUCGGUGGGAGACCG
Molecule: messenger RNA, 2641 nt
Organism: Durusdinium trenchii
Lineage: Eukaryota; Dinophyceae; Suessiales; Symbiodiniaceae
Source: the annotation of a GenBank genome assembly